AUGUCAGAUAUAGCUAAGGAUAAGGCAGCACGCCUGUUAAAGAAAAGAGGCAGCGUAUCCUCUCUAAGCAGUCAUGAAGUCAGAGCAAAAGAAAUCAUUGGAAAAAACAAAGACUCCAUGAGUACAGUAUCUUAUAUGGAUGAACCUGGCCAUGAUAUUCCUCGUCUUGCCAUUCAGUUGGAGAACACUUAUCAGCUGGGUCCUGCAAAACGUUUUCCAGUGGUCACAGUAAAUAAUAUUUUGAAGGAUGUGCUGACUAAUUAUCUUCAAGAAGAAAAAUAUGAAGCAGAGCUAUGCAGACAAAUGACCAAGACCAUCUCUGAGGUUAUUAAGGCUCGGGUAAAAGACCUUAUGAUACCAAGGUACAAAAUUAUUGUGAUUGUACAUAUUGGACAACUAAAUGAACAGAGCAUGCGAAUUGGAAGCAGAUGCAUUUGGGAUCCUGCGAGUGAUACGUUUUCAUCAUAUGCUUUCAAAAAUACCUCACUGUUUGGUCUUGCAAAUGUCUAUGCUGUUUAUUUUGAAUAA
Messenger RNA from Emys orbicularis (European pond turtle), 528 nucleotides. It is a transcript of the gene DYNLT5, whose product is annotated as dynein light chain Tctex-type family member 5. The coding region runs from base 1 to 528 and encodes 175 amino acids. The transcript has 4 exons. Gene Ontology annotation, biological process: microtubule-based movement. Lineage: Eukaryota; Metazoa; Chordata; Testudines; Emydidae. Gene Ontology annotation, cellular component: cytoplasmic dynein complex; cytoplasm. Gene Ontology annotation, molecular function: dynein intermediate chain binding. The record is from RefSeq and is a predicted model, not a curated record.